AUGGACCAAAAAGAAACCACCGCUGCUCGCACCAUCUCACCAAGGCUUUUAUACACCACACUCAUCACAGUACUUCUUCCGUUUAUUUACGGCAUCGAACUGCUUAGCAUUCAAGCUCUUCCCACAGAGAUUUCUGCAAACUUCAAAAAGUUGAGUAGUAGAUUUGAUUCAAACAGUUUUUGUAUUGUAUUUUUUGCCGCUUUUCUUUCCAAUAUAGUUGUCUACAACAUUCGUGUUGACAGUAGAGUAACUCUCUCUCUUAGUGCUUUAUCCUUCUCAUUCUCUGCUUUAUUUUGCUAUUGUACAGAAUACUUAUAUUUGUUCUAUUUAGGUAGAUUUCUAAUAGGGUUUGCUGCUGGAAUAAUUGCUAGCACCAUGCCUUGCUAUCUUAGCUUGAUUUCUCCAAUAAAUGUCAGGGGAAUGUUCUCCUCACUUUAUGGUAUAGGUCUUGUCGGAGGAUUGCUGUUUAUUAAUGCAACAUUUUCGUUCUUUACGGAGCACUAUCACAGCAUAAUGCUAGGAAUUGCUGGCGUAUUCUUUGUAUUCCCGGUAUUACUAUCAUUUUCUGUUCCCUUUAACAACUCCUCGCUGAAAGAUGGAAAAAGUUCUUUACUCUCACUGCUAGUAAAUCCCAAGGCAUUGAAGUCUCUAAUAUUUUCUGCAUUCUUCCACAUUGUUCAAAACUUGUGUGGAAUCAAUCAGCUGUCUCUCAAUGCACGUUCUAUCUAUGGCGAGAACUUCCAGUACCACGUAGUGCUAUCUCUUCUUAUAGGAUUGCCAGUUACUAUUCUAUCAGGAUAUCUUCUUGAGCACUUUGGAAGGAAAUCGCUGAUUCUUACAUCGUCUUCCAUCACAUCCAUUUGCUGUGUAGCCUUUUAUCUGCAUUUUCAAGUUUUCUAUGCCUCGUACCUGUUCUCCUUUGGAUUUAACAUUGGUCUGAGUGGAAUACCAUAUGUAAUUCUGAGCGAGGUGUUUCCACAGGAAUAUGUGGCACCUGGAGCCAUAUUUGCUACUUCUUGCAACUGGAUCAGUGCUAUGAUAUCGAUGUUUAUUCCUCAAGGGUCAGUCGAGGAUCAAUACAACCCGGUUUUCAUAGGAUAUUUUUUUGUUACGCUUGCAUUUAUUUUGUUUGUAUCAUUCUAUUUCAAGGAAACAAAGAACAGAAUACCAGCAUUCCAGUAA
Vittaforma corneae ATCC 50505 is the source of this 1182-nucleotide messenger RNA. RefSeq lists its product as uncharacterized. The coding region runs from base 1 to 1182 and encodes 393 amino acids. Gene Ontology annotation, molecular function: transmembrane transporter activity. Gene Ontology annotation, biological process: transmembrane transport. The transcript has a single exon. Lineage: Eukaryota; Fungi; Microsporidia; Nosematidae. Gene Ontology annotation, cellular component: membrane. The record is from RefSeq and is a predicted model, not a curated record.